CUUAAAAUUAACCGCUUUGCAGUAAUUCUAAUAUAACUCCUAGUGUAUAUUAUGACCAUAAAGAAAACCAAACUAACUAAUCCCAAACGGACAAAUCCUUAUGUCAAUGAACCAAUUGUUUCUUUCAGAGGAGUGAAUUAUAGUAGUACUGAAUUCAAUAAUAACGAUAUAAAUCUAGCAGCCGAUGGUGGACCGGUUAAUCUAGUCCUCUGUUUAGAUGGGACAGACAACGAAUUCGGAAUUCAACCAUAUUCGAACGUUCUAAAGAUCUUUGGUAUGUUGGAGAAGGAUAACGAUAAUCAAGUAUGUUAUUACCAACCAGGCGUGGGAGUUAACUUCAAAGCAGAAUCAAAUAAUUAUCAGGAAGUUAAUUAUGUUAGUUCGAAAGCUAGUAAGAUUACCAACUCUUUGGAUUCAGUAUUGGCAUUCACAUUGGAUAAACAUGUUAUUGCUGCUUAUAAUUUCUUAUGUCGAUUCUAUAAACGUGGGGAUCAUAUAUACUUGUUUGGAUUCAGUAGAGGAAGUUUCUGUGCAAGAAUAUUGGCAGGAAUGAUUGAAAGAGUGGGACUUCUUAAUAAAGGUUUGGAAGAAAUGACCCCAACUGCUUGGGAUCUUUACAGCAAUUGGGAAUAUGCUGGACAACCAGCACAAAUUGAUUCUUCAGUGACUCUAGUUGAAGCCUUUAGAAGAACAUUCUCAAGAAGUGAAGUUGAUAUCCAUUUUAUGGGCUUAUGGGAUACCAUCAAUUCAGUAGGAAUUAUAAGAGAUAGAUUAUUCCCUUAUACAAUUAGAAGUGCCAUUGUGGAACAUGUAAGACAUGCAGUUAGUAUUGAUGAAAGAAGGGCUAAAUUCAAACAAGUCCUUUUUGAACCUUAUAGUUAUUACCCUCAUUUAUUCAAUUUAGAUUGUGAUAGUUGUGAUGAGGAAGAUCAAAAUCAAGAGUCUGCUACAGAAACUUCAUCUCUCUUAGCCAGUACGGUAUCUUCAUUAUCCCUAUUUGGAAGUAAAGUGAAAAGAAACAGAAGUUUCAAACUUGAAAACUUGGUUUCUGAAGAUGUUAUAGAGUUGUAUUUUCCAGGAAAUCAUGGUGAUUGUGGAGGAGGUUGGCCCUCUGACUCUAACGGUCAAUUUCUCUCCAAUGUUCCAUUACGUUGGAUUCUUCUGGAAGCUUUGAAGUAUGGUGUCAUAUUUAAGAAGGGUGCACUUCAUGAAUUUGAUAGUAAACAUCCUUCAAGUGAAGGGUUACUUUCUUGUCACCAUGACAUGUUAUCUUAUAAGAAAGGUUACCCUCAUCGUCAUAAGGAAGAAUCAUUUGCAGACUUCUUUAAAAGAAUCAUAGGAUUUGGGACAACUACUCAACCAGUAGCCGAAAAUCAUACCAAAUUCCAAGGAAUCAAUUUCUUAGAUUCCAAUACAUUCAAUAAUAAUAUCGAGUUUGAAUUACCUGAUCAUCCUGUCAAGAGAUUUGAUGGUAGAGGAAACGAAAGUACUAUAGCUGUCUGGUUUUGGUGGUUAAUUGAAUUAUUACCUAUGGUAUAUAAAGUCGAAGAUAAAAACGGAGAAUGGAAGCAAGUUAUUAUACCCAAUCUUGGAAGACACAGAAAGAUCCCAAAUAACUGUAAGUUACACUGGAGCUUCUUUUUCAGAUUACACUAUAUUGAAGAUUAUACACCUCAUAACAUUUCCGAGCAAGACUUGGGAAGUAAAUUUGUGGAACUGCUUAAACAAUUCAAAGAUUAUGAUAAAGACAAAUUGAAAAAUUUUGCAACCGAUUUAACGUUUGAUAGGAUUAGAAAUUAUAAUGAUAAUGAUAAUUAUUAUAAUCAAAUAUGGGAAACAGUACCUAAUGAAUUACAAGAGUUACUAGAUAAUAAUCCAGACUUAUAA
This is a messenger RNA of Scheffersomyces amazonensis, 1887 nucleotides long. RefSeq lists its product as uncharacterized. The transcript is spliced from 2 exons. Lineage: Eukaryota; Fungi; Ascomycota; Pichiomycetes; Serinales; Debaryomycetaceae. Bases 52 to 1887 code for a protein of 611 amino acids. The record is from RefSeq and is a predicted model, not a curated record.